Molecule: messenger RNA, 4767 nt
Organism: Agelaius phoeniceus (red-winged blackbird)
Lineage: Eukaryota; Metazoa; Chordata; Aves; Passeriformes; Icteridae
Source: RefSeq, a predicted model, not a curated record
AUGAUGUCAAGAUUUGUCUGUCUUCUUUUCUGUGGAUAUAUUGCACUAAACCUGGGAAAUACUCAGAAAUUGCCAAGAGUGAAAAGGCAGAGUCUGAAGGUUCAGAUCAAUGCCACAGAUGACACUGUUUGCAUGAGGUAUCUUCGACCGAGUCAAAGCACCAAACUAGAAGGUUUUGUCCUGGGUUAUGGAAGCAACUUCUUUUCUAAUCAGUACAUCCCUUUACCUUCAGAAGGAAAAAACUAUGUAACAGAGCUUGAUGCAGAGCCGCGGUAUUUGGUUUCAGUAAGACCAGCACGUGUUUCAAAUAACAAGAAAUCUUGUUCAGGUCGGAACAAGACACAGAAGCCUCUGCAGCUGGUGGUUGGCACCCUCACCCCAACCUCUGUGUUCCUCUCUUGGGGCAUCCUUGUCAACCCUCAACAUGACUGGACAGCAACAAAUAACUGUGCUAGUGACAGCAGGUUCUAUACAGUUCGCUACAGAGAAAAAGGCAAAGACAAGAAAUGGGUUUUUCAGCUCUGCCCAGCUACAGAGACAGUGAUUGACAAUCUGAAGCCAAAUACACCUUAUGAAUUUGGAGUUAAAGACAAUGCAGAGGAUAGUAUUUGGAGCAAGACUUUGAAUCAUAAGACAGUUCUCUCUAGUAAAAAAGUAAAUGGGCAACUCCAGAAUAUGUAUAAGUUGGUACCUAAUUCCCAAACACAGAUUAUACUGAGUGAUAAUAAGAAAUUGGUCCCUGUCACAAUAAUCAAACAAAUUAUUCAAAAUCGGACGCAGUCAAAAGCACCAGAUAGUUCUUCUCUCCCAGGAGCAAUAUUAGUGCACCUAAUUGUUCCAGGUCUCAAUGAAAGUCAGCAGAAACUUCCUCCUCUCCUGACAAUAGAUGACAUACCUCAAGCAUCCAGGAAAAAACUGGCUAAGAAUGAAACUGGAGUAUGGCCUGCUGAAUCCAAAACACCAGAAGUUCAAGAAAUCUCCCCACAGUCCCUUCCAGCCCAGGCUGGGAAAACACACGGACCUGAAGCUUUUAGAUCGACGCCUAAACCCAAAUUGGUGCAAGCUCAAAACAUCCCGGCUUCUAACGAAAUACAGCUACUUCCUUCUGGAUACAGAAUCCCUGAUGCUCCAAAAAGUCCAUUGACAGAACUUGCUACUCAGAGUCCAGACUUGGCAUCCAUAUCUCUACCUUCUACAGAAAAAAAAGAGAUGGAAAUGGCUCUUGAGGAAAAACAGACUGUUUCUUCGGGAUCCAAACCAUCCAGUACCAUGGAAGUGCAACCAACCCGACCUGCUUCACAUGACUUUCUUCAUGUUAUUUCUACUCCCCAGACUUUUACAUCUUCAGAAAUAUCAGGCACUGAUUUAGGUGAAAGGAAGCCUCUUUCUUCAAGAGUCACAACAUCUGGCAUGCCAGAAAUGCCACCAAUCUCAGCUGCAACCGAGAGACCAGACCUGGAAUGGACCCCGUCUGCUCCACGGGAAACCACAAGGAAGGCUGCUCGAAGACCGAGGCCGAAGUCCACCACUCCUUCCUCCCCGGCAACUCAACAAACUGUCAUGGCCUCACAUGACUUCCUUCAUGUUACUUCCACUCCCCAAACUUCUACAUCUGGAAAAAUGUCAGAGCGAGAGACUGCUACCCAGGGAUCAGGCCUGAAGAUCACUUCUCAUCCCUCCAUGGAAACCAGAGGGAGUGUCAUGGCUUUUGAUGAAAAUCAGCACAUUUCUUCAAGACCUGAAACGUCAGGCAUCCAAGAAAUACCAUCAGCUAUACCUGCUCUCCCAAGACCAGUUCUGGAGCCCACAUCUUUUCCUUUCCUGAAAACCACGAGGACAGUAAUGGUUACUAAGAGACCAAAGCUGAAAUCUUCUUCUUCUUACCUUGCAAGCCAAGGAACAGUGGAGGCUGCUCGAAGACCGAGGCCGAAGUCCACCACUCCUCCCUCCCCGGCAACUCAACAAACUGUCAUGGCUUCACUGGACUCUAAUCAUAUUAGUUUCCUGUCCCAAACUUCUGCAUCUGCAGAAAUAUCAAAAACAGAGACUGUUACAAGUUCAGCUGACCUGGAAAAACCUAUGCCUCCAUUUUCCAGAACACCUCAUGUGCUAACAACUACUGCGGUUUUCAGUGAUAUUCAGCCUCUUCUUUCAAGUCCUGUGGCACCUAGUAAGCCUGAAAUAGCAGAAGCUGGACCAGCAGCAACAAGUGAAUCCAUUCUGGAAUCUUUCACACCUAAAACUUCCCGUCCUUUUCAAUGGCCAAGGGUAACAUUAGCUCCAAAAGAAAUACCACUUAUUCCUUCUAAACUGAAACCAUCUGCUACCCCAGAAGUACAACAUGUGAAACCUGCCCCUAAACCACCACUUUUGGAGCCUAAAACUUCUGAGACUGUUAAACGACCAAAAGCAACCCUAGCUCCUAAAGAAGCAAAGCUCACUACUUCUGCAUCUAAACCUAGACCAUCUGCCAGACCCCAAAAGCCACGAACUAAACCUGCAGCAACCAUCCCAGUGUCAGUCACUUCUAGGAGUCCCUACACAUAUGAACGUCCAAAGACUGCAGAGGCUCCAAGGGUGACUCCACGUGUUCCUUCUAAACCUAAAACUUCACCCAAACCUCAUGUUCCGCAGGCCAAAGAUGUCCUGGAAUCUAUAACACUUAGAACUGAUCAACUAAAACCAACAAUAGUUCCUAGAGGACCACAGUAUGUUCCUUCCAAGCCUAGAACAUCACCAAGCCCAGAGGUGCCACGAACAAGACCUGCUUCUAAAGAUAUAUAUCACAGGCCUUCCAGACCUAAAACAUCACCCAGUCCACGUGUUCCUCCAACUAGAGCAAGUCCCAAAGAAAGUCGGCGAGUCACUUCCAAGCCCAGGGCAUCACCAAGUCCGGAUGUCCCAUACACAAAACCUGGUCUUAAAGAACCACAACAUAUUCCUUUUAAACCUAGAGCAACUCCCAUCCCGGAUGCUCCAUACAGGAGGCCUGAGAUUUUUCCAACGUUUGAUGAACGAGAUACUACUAUGAUCCCUCAUAUUCCUGAAAGAACAAAGGCAAUAUUUGCUCCAACUGAAAAACCAUUCAUUCAUACCAAACGAAAAACUGAAAGACCAAGAGUGCCAUACACCAGACCUGCAAUAUAUCCGACAACUCCGCAACCAAUUUUUACAAAAUCUUCUACCACCACUGGUCAUUCAAGGGCAACAAUGGCUCCAAAAGAAACACUGCUCAUUCCUUCCAAAUCCAAAACAUCUGUUGGGCCAGAAGUACCACAAACUAAACCUGCUCCAAGGGCAACACACCUGGGAUCAAUUAACCUUGUAACAGUUCAUGUUGUUGAUGGGUCCAAAAUAGCUUUGGUUCCCAAUGAAACAUACCACAUUUCACCCAAGCCCAAAAUUGGUCAAGCAACUGAAAUUCCUUGGUUUGAUACAGCACCUCAUAAAACUCGUCUCACUUCUGCAAGACCACAGCCUACGGAUAAAUCACAGACCAGACCUGCUCUUAGUAGAACCACACUACCACCAGUCAGAACAAAAGCACCUGGACUGCCAAAGUGGAUUAUGCCAACAACAGAUGACUUUUAUACACCUGAGGCUACUGCCAGACCAAUUGACAUGGAUGUCAAAAGACCUCCAGAAUAUGUUGACACCUGGCAAAGGCCAAUUUCUGUGACUAUACCACCUGGCCCUCAGCGCCCUCCUAUACCUCCUGCCAGACCUACUCCAAUGAGAAGAAAACCUCUGCCUCCUAACACCGUGACUGGUAAACCAGGCAGUCCAGCUAAGCCUGCUGGACCAACACCUCCUGUGAGGACAGGAACAUUAUAUAAGACACCAACAGCUUUUGCAACUCCAGAGUAUUAUGUUGAUGCAACAGUCUUCAGCUCAAGUCCUACAUCAGAAACAGAUUCUUCAGGAAAACCGAGGUACCAAGCCCCCCAUGUCAAGUACAUGAAGAAAGAUGAUGAUGUGCCUUGCUCCAUCACAAGCUCUCUUGAACAUUUUCCCCAAGAAGAAGUUGGCAGCAAGGAAGAACCCACUCGUCCUCCACAGAAUCCUCCAACCAACCUCACAGUGGUGACUGUAGAGGGCUGUCCAUCCUUUGUCAUAUUGGAUUGGGAAAAACCAGAUAAUGACACUGUUACUGAGUAUGAGGUUGUGUCAACUGAAAAUGGAGGAAGUGAUGGUGAAAAGGAGAAAUCAAUUAUCACUACAAAUCAAACCCAUUCUACUGUGGAAAACCUAAAACCUGACACAAGCUAUGAAUUCCACGUGAAACCCAGGAACCCCCUUGGUGAAGGUCCAAGUAGCAAUGUUGUGUCAUUCAGUACUGAAUCAGCGGACCCAAGAGUGAGUGAGCCAAUUUCAAUGGGGAAAGAUGCAAUCUGGACUGAAAUCCCAUUCAAUUCAGACACAUACUCAGAAUGCAAAGGCAAACAAUAUGUAAAGAGGACUUGGUAUAAGAAGUUUGUGGGUGUGCAGCUGUGCAAUUCUUUGAGAUACAAGAUAUACCUCAGUGAUUCGCUUACAGGAAAAUUUUAUAACAUAGGAGACCAGAGGGGCCAUGGAGAAGAUCACUGCCAAUUUGUAGACUCAUUCUUAGAUGGAAGGACAGGACAGCAAGAAGAUCUGCCAGUCAAAGAUGGGUUUUUCAGGGCAGUUCGUCAGGAGCCUGUCAAAUUUGGGAAGAUAGGCGGGGAGACCCAGAUUAACUACGUGCGCUGGUACGAGUGUGGCACAUCGAUACCUGGCAAGUGGUGA